Molecule: messenger RNA, 1203 nt
Organism: Actinia tenebrosa (Australian red waratah sea anemone)
Lineage: Eukaryota; Metazoa; Cnidaria; Anthozoa; Actiniaria; Actiniidae
Product: carbonic anhydrase 2
Molecular function (GO): zinc ion binding; carbonate dehydratase activity
Source: RefSeq, a predicted model, not a curated record
AAACUCUGGCACAACAUGUAGGUAGUUUAGUGUAUCGAAGACCAGAGCAAGGAAGGAAGUAGAACUCAAGGUUGCUUUUUCUUGCACAAGAAGCGAAAAAAAUAUCAGGCACCCAUAGUAGGGAAGAUAAGUAUUCUUAAAUGCUGUUGAUUUUUGAAUUUCACUCACUCCCGACUGCAUGCUGUGCUGUUGGACUACCUAACCGCGCAUAGCAAGAACAACAGGACAGGCUCGAAGGUCUUUUACAAUGGCUGCACCACGCUGGGGUUAUGGUCCUAAUAACGGGCCUUCUCAUUGGGCCAAGGAUUUCCCAGCAGCUGCAGGUACACGCCAGUCACCGAUCGACAUCAAAACACAUGAUGCUCAUUACGACAGUUCACUUAAAAUAGAUCCCUUGAAGAUCCAAUACAGCGAGGGAAAAGACUUCACUGUCAGCARCAAUGGCCAUUCUUUGGUCAUAUCGCGCAGGUCCAGUGAAGGGCAUCACCUGAGCGGUGGGCCGUUGGAAAAUAAGUACCGCUUUGAGCAGUUUCAUUUCCACUGGGGAAAGACGUCUGCAAGCGGCUCGGAGCAUUUACUGGAUGGCAAAGCCUUUCCUGCAGAGCUACAUCUUGUGCACUGGAACACAGAACUCUUCAGCAGUUUUAGMCAAGCAGCAUCGAGUAGGAAUGGUCUGGCUGUCCUUGGCGCUUUUGUGAAAAUCGCUGGUGAGAAUCCGAGUCUGAAGACAAUCACAGACUUGAUACCCCAAGUCCAAAAUAUUGGCGCCAAACAAGACCUUAAAGUUUCCUUCAACUUGACAUCGAUGCUACCAAGUAAUACCAACGACUACUGGACCUACAGUGGUUCUCUUACCACCCCUCCCUGCUCUGAAAGUGUCACGUGGUUUGUCUUCAAGGAGCCAAUCAGCGCCUCAGAGAAGCAGAUGGAGCAGUUUCGUUCACUGAAGUCUAGUGAUGGUGGAUGCAUAGUGAACAACUACAGACCAGUUAUGGAUGCUAGCGGACGCAAUGUCAGGGCGUCUUUUGAGUGAAUUUGGCUGAAAUAAAUUCUUGUUAUUCUGAUCUUGAUUUGGCAAGAAUGAUCGAGGGACAAAGGAAUCAAUUGUUUCCAUUGUUAAACCAGAAAUAAUUGAAGGCUUACAGAAUCUAUAGAAAUGUUGUAAAGAAGAGAAACAACAAAUAAAUAUGAAUUUCCGAAAUA